Messenger RNA from Cloeon dipterum, 689 nucleotides. RefSeq names its product glutathione S-transferase-like. The transcript is spliced from 4 exons. Gene Ontology annotation, molecular function: glutathione transferase activity. The coding region runs from base 40 to 651 and encodes 203 amino acids. The record is from RefSeq and is a predicted model, not a curated record. Gene Ontology annotation, biological process: glutathione metabolic process. NCBI's taxonomy places the organism in Eukaryota, Metazoa, Arthropoda, Insecta, Ephemeroptera, Baetidae.
CUUCCGCACAUUCAGCAUAAUUCAUUUUCGCUGCUGCAAAUGCCGGACACAAAGCUCAUUUAUUUCGGUCUCACAGGCCGCGGAGAGCCAAUCAGGUACCUCCUGGCCUACGGAGGCGUAGAAUUUGAGGACGUCAGGCUCACCUUUGACGACUUCUACAAACGUAAAAAUGAAUUUCCGCUGGGUCAGCUGCCAGUCCUGGAGUUUGAGGGAAAGACAAUCUUUCAGUCGAAGGCAAUUUACAGAUUUUUGGGCAGGCGUUUCGGCCUUGACGGCAAAGACGAAUGGGACAGCUUGAAGUGCGAUAUCGCCAUGGACACCAUCAACGACAUCGGCUUGGCUCUGCUGCCUUACGCAACCGAAACUGACGAGGCGGCGAAAAAGAUCAAACAGGAAGCGGCCCUGGCGAAAAUGGCCUAUUUAGUUGACAAGUUGGAAAGUCACCUGGCCAAAAACGAUGGGCAUUUCGUAGAGGGACAGCUCACCUGGGCCGACUUUUGCUUCGCUGGACUUCACGACACGUACAACCACAGGUCGGGGGGCGGGGACGUUUUUGCUGGCAGGCCGCUGCUCAAGGCUCUGAAGGCCAAAGUGGAGUCCCUUCCGGCCGUCAAGGCUUACCGCGACAAGAGCCCAUCAGUGCCAUUCUGAUGCGAAUACAAAUAAAAUUUUCAAUACCUCUCGCGAUA